GGCUACCCUCAGGAGUGCGGCAUGUUUCCGGCCAGGAAUGGCGUCCAGGAGCUGUCCUUCCAGUACGCGUGCUACCCGUCGCCGCCGGCGUCCUCCAACUGCUCGCCCCCGCACUACGCGGCCGCCACAUUCGCGGGCAUCAACGAGCCCCAGGCGGCGACCGACCCGGGCUGCUGGACGGCCUACCGUUACGAUGACUGGACCGCCGUGCAGCCGGCCGCACAGCCGUUCGCCGGCCCGGUGUACUCGUCGGGAGGCUACGGUGGCGAGCUGGCCACAAGUCCGGACAGUGGCCUGGCGGCAUCCGACCUGAGCGGCACCCCUUCCCCGGGGCUACAGGGGGGCGCUGUGCCUCAGGUGAGGCCCGCCCCGGCCAGGUCUCCUUUCGAGUGGAUGCUCAAGCCCUCGUACCAGCUGCAGCCCAACCCGGGCAAGACCCGGACCAAGGACAAGUACCGCGUGGUGUACAGCGACCACCAGCGGCUGGAGCUGGAGAAGGAGUUCCACUACAGCCGCUACAUCACGAUCCGGCGCAAGGCCGAGCUGGCAGCGCUGCUGGGACUCAGCGAGCGCCAGGUCAAGAUCUGGUUUCAGAACAGGCGCGCCAAGGAGCGCAAGCAGGCCAAGAAGCGGGACGAGCUGCUGCACAGGGAAAUGAAGAGCGAGCCCCAGCUGCAACCGUUCCCGGCGGACGCGUACUCCUAGAGCCGGGAGCUCCGACAGGCCGGACGGAGGACGUGCAAUGGGACCCGAGUGCAGCGGACGGCCCCCCGCGGGGCCCGCGCGGUGAACCUCUCACGCCGGGCACGCGCCGGGCACGCGCCCAACAUCGGCCCGGGAGCUGCGAUGGGGCGCGCAGGGGACGGACACAACUCGCGGUGGUUCGCGCCCCGCCCUUCUCGCGGCCUCUCGCGUAUAGUUUCUUGGGAAGUCGGGCUACGGUGGUGACUGGGGCGCGUCUUCGACUGGUGUGCUUACGUAAUACCCAAUACUACUUAGAAGACGAGGCUCGCGCCUUCCCCCCUCACAUUAAACGUCAUCACUAGUGGAACCACGCAGAGUCGCCCAGCUUGGGUCAGCAUCGCCGCCAUUGCGUCUCGCAGCGGACGCAACGCUACCAGGCGGCAACUUUGGACGAGUCUCAACGUUUUUGCCGCUUGGGGCGGGUCGGGCAUCCACUAACGAUGACGUCACGCGCAGGCCUUGUCUUCUAGGUGGUAAUCGGUUGACCGCGUCCUCACAAUGUGGUCCCUCGGUUCCCGCCCGAUGACGUCGCAGAAGUGUCACGCUGUUGCCCGUCGCGAUCC
Ixodes scapularis (black-legged tick) is the source of this 1307-nucleotide messenger RNA. RefSeq names its product homeobox protein CDX-2. NCBI's taxonomy places the organism in Eukaryota, Metazoa, Arthropoda, Arachnida, Ixodida, Ixodidae. The transcript is spliced from 4 exons. Gene Ontology annotation, molecular function: RNA polymerase II transcription regulatory region sequence-specific DNA binding; DNA-binding transcription factor activity, RNA polymerase II-specific. The record is from RefSeq and is a predicted model, not a curated record. Gene Ontology annotation, biological process: anterior/posterior axis specification; cell differentiation; regulation of transcription by RNA polymerase II. The coding region runs from base 22 to 705 and encodes 227 amino acids. Gene Ontology annotation, cellular component: nucleus.